AGCGCACAAAGAGCACAACAACUUCAAGUUCCUUCUACCAGGGGUAAACUCAGUCACUGGGCAUUGCUGGGCACUAACUAACCUUUGAGUCCCUAACUGGAGUAUACUGGAAGAGUGACUUCAAGCUGAAACCAGAGGACAGCCUAAGAUCUGCUAAUUGAGCAAGGUACCUUGACUUGCUCUGUUGCAAUGACAUUUAGCAGGAGCUGCCAACUCCUCUGCCUCCUGCUUUGCUGUUCUUCUACCUGGGGCUUGCUUUCUCUUGGAAAUGAGACCCCCCUGCAUCCUUCUGAGUCCAUUUCUGAGGGGAAGGUCACCUCUAUCAAGCUGGAUAAGAACACCCCUAUAAGGAGGCACUUUACAAUACCAGACUUCAGCUCACCAUAUUCAGUAACAGUGACCCCUUGUGAUGUGCCAAUUCAGUGGAAGCUCUCAGUUAGGAAACUUACUCCCUGGAUUCUUCCCAGAAGAUUUAAACCCAGCAUUUUCCAAGAAAACUGGAAGAAUCCUGAUGUUACAGAAGAGCUUUUCUCCUACCAAGGAAAUGCAGUAGAAUCAUUUGAAAGUUUUUCGUCCAGCAAGGACGUCUACACAUUUGAGCUUCUUUCCAUUGAGAGGGAUACUGAAGUCACGGUACUCUUGUUGACUGGUGACACGUUGAAAGUGUUCCCUGAAGUGCCCUCUGACCCUCGCGUGGAGGUUAUUGGAGUGGGGAUGAACAGCGUCACUCUCUCUUGGAAGCCUAGCCCUACACUUCUUCAUUCAUAUCAGCAGAGUAUUCAUUACUGCCUUCUGGUAAAUAGGUGGCACAACUUCAAGAGUCUAUGUGCAGCAGAAGUAGCUAUGAAGAAGAGGAAAAAGAAGGGUUCACCCAAAAAAACUGUGUGGUGGCCUGGCUCCAUUGCUACUCAUGGACUACAGCACCCAGCACUGAUGUCAGCAGCUCCUAUACAUGAUAACUCCACUUCAGUCUGGCAACUUUGCACUGGCACAGAGAAUGUCUACACUGUUUCAGAUCUUACUCCUGAUACACAAUACUACUUUGACAUUUUUGUGGUAAACAGACUUUACAACACAAGUGUGGCCUACACGGGAACUUUUUCUCGAACCCUCCAAGAACCACAGCCAGUAGUGAUGCAACUGAGAGACUCGGAGAUACGACAGGUGAACCUGCAAGGUAGAAAGGCACAACGGCAGUAUUCCUUCAGGCCACGAAACUGUCAGCAAAGGGUUCUGUUUACCUUUCAGACUUGCUCUGAGGGCCAGGUGUUUGUUAAAAUAAGUAACAAGGGUCAGACAUUAGCAUCUCAGGUUAUUAAUGGAUUUGGGCAAAUCUUGCUGCAAGGAAAGUCAUCAUAUCUUCUUCAGCUGGACCCCAUAGAAACUCUCGUGAUGUCUUUGAAAAUGCAGGCGACCACAAAAUACCACAAACGUGAUUUUCCACAGUUGCCCAAAAGCUUGAAGAUCAAGGCAUUUUCUAAACUGAGAACAUGUAAUUCAGUCACUCUGGCCUGGCUAGCGACGCACGAAAGGAGCAAAUAUUGUGUCUACAAGAAAAAGCUUCCAGAAAAUCAGCAGCUGCGUGCCAAACUGAGGGACAAUGACAGGUGCAUUGGUCCAGACUCCAGGAAGAAGUCUGAGAAGGUUCUCUGUAAGUACUUCCAAGAGCUCAACCCCCUGAGAGCAGUUACCACGGCGACCAUUGGCGAACUACAACCAGGCACCAGUUACCUCUUUGAUGUUUACCUAAUUGGACACUGGGGGAUCCCACUCAAAUACGACAGUAAAGUAGUAAAAUCAAAGAAAGAAUGCUGACUUUCUUGAGCUAAUGAAGAUUCGUCGUUGACUGAAUCCAUCUGUACAUAGUGCUAGAUAGUUACACAU
Molecule: messenger RNA, 1884 nt
Organism: Polypterus senegalus (gray bichir)
Lineage: Eukaryota; Metazoa; Chordata; Cladistia; Polypteriformes; Polypteridae
Product: protein NDNF-like
Exons: 4
Coding region: 190-1815 (541 amino acids)
Biological process (GO): extracellular matrix organization
Molecular function (GO): protein binding
Source: RefSeq, a predicted model, not a curated record